ACAUUUUCAAAGUACACACAUAGAAAAGUGACCGUAUGUAGACGAGGGAAAAGCUAAAAAUUUUCCAAUUAAGAUUUCAGUAAUCAGUGUAAAUUAAAAAAUUCAACAAAUACAGUGUAAAAUUAACGUUUUCUGAAACGUUUAAAUAAAAGCAAGCAUUUUUAUCAAUAAAUAUACUGCGUUUCUAAAUAAAAUGAGUACGGUGGAUGCGAGUGGUGGAACUGGUGGCGGUGGAGCACCUGGACCAGGAGGUAGCAGUGUAGGGGGUGGCGGUGGUGUAGGAAGUGGCGGGGGACCCGGAGGUGGAAAUUCAAGUGGAACUCUAGGCUCUAAUUUGGCUGGUAUGGGAGCAACGCAGUCAACGGGAGAAGCACAAAAAAACAUAAAAACCCAUUUCAUACAACCUAACCUCAUUCAUCAAAACGAACAACAUCAGGCAACAGUGCAUUCAACAGUGUCCGCUCUCCAAUCUCCAAUGACAUCAACUAUUACGACUACAACAACUUCAAUUGCAAGACACCAACAACAAACGCACAAUAUUUCAAUUUUACCCAAUCCCUAUACAACAACAUCAAGUGCAAAUAAUUUACAAACUCCCCCUAUCCAUUCACCCGUACACACUGCACACCUACCUACCAGUGAUAUACAUUCCCAUUCACACAAUCAGCCCCAUUCUUACAGUCAAAACCAUACUCAUCAUGCUCCCCUGCAGUUUAUUAAAACAGCACAAAUCCAUCCAUAUUCUUUUAAUCCAGUUUCAGCAAAAAUUUCACACGGCAAUAUGAUUAACACCAGUUCAACUGGUGGUGGAAAUAUACAAAUUGGAAAUAACGUCGUGAGUGGCGUUAGCACUAUAAUGACCAGCAGCGUUUCAACAGCUGGCGCUAUAAAAAUGACUACAGCUGGUGGCGCUAUAGCGACAUCUAUUGGCGGCACACCUAUUGCCCUUAAUGUAGCACAAUCGCCUUCAGCUAUUCGUACUAUUGGCGCGGGCGGACAAUCGACACAGGUGCGUGUUGUCAUGCCCACCAAUAUUAUACCGAUCAAACAAUUCGAAGGUGCCACAGGUGUGGGCCGUACGCAGAUCACAGCACUACCAGCGGGCGUUGCGGGCGUCACUUCGCGCACUGUAUCCAAUACAUCGAUAACUGUAACGAGACCGGUCACACAAACCACAUAUCUGCCGCGUGCGGGUGUAACGGCUACACAAAUGACACCAGUGGGUGCUGGACAAAGGCUUAUAACACCAAUACGUACAGGCCCGGGUACCGGAACAAUGAGUGCCGGUGCAACGGUGACGGGGCUAACAACAGCGGGUAGUUUUGUGCGUGGUCCUGCCGCUGUCAAUCGUAAUACAGCAUCGCCAGCGACUUCGGUCAUAUCGCCGGCAACUAGUACAACUUGGAUGCAAACCAACACGGGCGGACAAGUACAACUUAUAAGAACCAUACCACAGCCAGCACAAAAACGUAUAAUCACUGCACAGGGCAUGACCACAACUAGUGGCGCCUACAACAACGCUGGUAUUGGCGGUGGUCUCGGAACAUCGGUUAGCGGCACAGUGCUUGCUACCACGCCGCCGACAGUUGUGCAGACGGCAGGCGGUGGUCAAAACCAGCAACAAUCUACAAUUCAAGCAGUGUCAUCAGCUGGAGUGUCACAUAGUCAGCCACAGUCACAGCAACAGCAAACGUACGUUGCAACCUUAGCUACUGUGCUGCCACCACGUCAACAUCAAGCCACAUUAGUUUAUUCAUCGAAUGUGGCAGCAACGUCACAGCCACUUACGCAGCAAACGCAACAAUUCAAUCCGACACUAGCAGCUGGCCAGCGACUUGCUGUGGCCACACAACUAACUGGCGCAGGUACUUCCGUGGCAGGUACAACAUCACGCCAAAUACGCCCUAUACCUAUACCGAAAUCUUUCUCUGCCGCCAAGUUGAACACGACCAGCAUAAGUAUACGUGCACCAAACAUAACAUCAACCAUACAACCGGUCGGUGGUGGUGUUGUCGGUAGCGGUGUUAAUACUGUGGUGGGCCAGGGCAAUACAAAUUCUAAUAAUUCGCCACGCAAUACAACUAUGAGUGGCAUAACAACAGGUGUUGGCAACAAUGUCAUGCCGACAUCGAAUUUACCCACCACCCGUAUAAUACAACUGCAACAACAGCCGGGCAGUUCUACGCAACCGCUUAUUGGCUCAACGGGUCGCAUUUCGGGCAAUGUCAUGUUCCAGCCCAUUAUUGUCAACACAUCAGGCACGGGCAAACUCGUUUCUGGUCUACGGCAACCGGUUUCGAUGACAGCCAAACCCUCACUGACUAUAACACCAUUCGGUUUGGGUAAGUUACCCGCUGGCGGCGGCGGCAAUGCAACACAAGUGGGCGUCAAUUUACCACCACAACAGAACGUAACGACGAGCAUACAAUCAUCGUUAGGCGGUGGUGGUGGUAACAAUUCGCCCGCUUUAUCAACGAGUACGUCCACAUCAAGUGGCGGCGGUGUUACAAAUCUGUCCGCCGCACAAUUGGUGAAUGUUUCACAGGCUGGACAACUGUUAACCACGCAGAACUUAGUGUCAUCUGGCGCUGGAGGUGGCGCCACUGUACUGCCCUUGGCCAUAACAUCGCGCGGCAGCAAUAUUCUCACGGGCACCAUAACACCACUCAAAAAUGCCGGCGCUAUAACAGUGGGCAAAGUGAUGACUGCAUCGAAUGCAAGCAAUUUGGAUAACAAUAGCGUGCCAAGUGGCGCUAGCAUCAUAACAAGCAGCGCCGGACCACCGAGUGUGUACAUACAUCAAGCGAACACAGCGCAUCGCACACAUGGACCGAGUGUCAGCGUAAGUGCCACCAAUUUACAUGCGACGUCGUCGGCGUCAAGCAACAAUACUACGGUGCUCACAGCGACCGGUGGUGGUGGUAGUGGUGGCAAUAUACCCACCUCAGGUGGUGCUUUUCUGCCACCAGGCGGCACUAUUUAUUAUGAAUCUGUGCCGGCGAGCUCAGUGCAAGUGUCCACUGGCGUGCUAUCGCUCACAACCACCACUGCAACGAGCAGCACUUUGCCAAUAACGCAAAAUCAGCUGGCGAAUGCGGUGUCUGCCUCCAAUUUGGCCAUCUCAUCAUUGCCCUUCGCUGCAUCCGCCGCUUCGCACGCGGGCAACUCAACGGCCACAUUUACGGUAGUGCCAUCGACAGGCGGGCGCUCGAUUGGACAACUACAAAUACCGGUGUCCAGCGCGACAGGAUCCCAAAUACAGGCGGUGCCACUGCGUUUCAGCGCACAACUGCCUUCAGCGCCGCAGGGCGUGGUUAAUGCCAGUUCCACCAAUACAAUAUCGGCGGAUUCGAUUUCCGUCUCGCAGGCAACGCAGCAAUUGUUGCAGCACAGCGGUGUUACAGCUGGCCAACAGCUACUAAUACCCGCUUCAGUAGCAUCGGGCGCACAUCAUGUUGGCAAUAGCUCCACCACCGCAACACUAACGGGCGCACAGGGUCAGCAUGUGGUCAUACCGCUGCAGACAUCGAUUAAAGUGACCGGUGGUGGUGCUGGCUCAACGGUAGUCUCUAAUUUCUUACGAAAACGCGAUGCAGAUGGUUCACCUAUACGCGCUGCCAAAAAUCUUGCACCCACCUUACUCUCCAUGGGUAGCGGUAGUGGAAAUGUUGGCGGUGCCGCCAUUUUAUCAAAUGUAACGUGCUCGCCAGCCGCCUCCUCGGUGGGUAGCGCAUUCAGCAUCACGUCGGUGGCAUCCUCAUCCGCAUCCUCAAUGGCCUCGUCACAGACGACCACGUCGUCAACGCUCACAACGGAGGCAUUGGCGAAGAAGGAUCGUGCGCAGGCAUCAGUGUCUGGUAGUGCCAUUGGUGCACAGCGUGUGGCGCGCGCCGAGUCGCCCGCUUCGUCGGAUGGCUCCACCACGGUGUCGGCAAAUUCUUCACCGGGCGUAGAGCAACAGAUGCAAGAUGGCAAUAUGAUGAUGAUAAAUCAUAUGCCACAGGGUACAAACGAAUCCACACACUUUAAUCCUAUCAAUGAGAUGUACGUAAACCACCAUGGUAAUGUCAACGUGCAACAUAACGUACUCAUGAGCGGCAUAUCGGUCACACCGAGCAGCUCACGCACUUCCUCGCUGGAUCAUCAUCCGCAAUUGCAUGCGCCGGUGGCAACAAGUACUGCCCGUCUCAAUGGUGCGCCCGCUGAAUGUUCGUCGCGCAAAAGAAACAGACGUUCAACCAACGACAGUCAACUUUCGAGUCACAGUCAAAGUUCACUUACGCUCCCACCACCAACAGCAACUGGGGUUGCCGCCGCAGCCGCCGCCAGUCACAUGAGUAAUAGUAAUAGCGGCAACAAUAGUCACUAUGAAUUGCCUUCCGCAACUGGCAACGGUGGCAUGCUAUUAGCGCCAGUACACGGCUCAAUGGCGCCUGGCGCUGCUAGCGGUACGACCGCACACCAAUAUGACGGCAACAAUGCGAAUGCCAAUGUUGCUGGCAAUGUCAAUGUUGCACAUAAUAGCACCAGCAAUCAUAAGAAUAACAAUCUGCCAGCCACCACGGGUAAUAAGGAGAAUGCCAAACCGACGGAGUUUACAUUGCGACGGCCGCGUAACUUUACGCUGCUGCAUACCUAUAAGCAAAGCUGGAAGACGGCCAACAAUCAUUUUCAGCGUUACUCAGAUGUUAAACCGCGCGAAGAACGCCGGCCCACCGUUAUUGAUUUGGCCAAUCAGACGAAUGUUAUGGGCAAAUUGAAUGGCUGGAAAAUACACCAUUUGAGCUCGCAAAUGGAGGAUUUGUGUGAGAACGAAUCGCACGGACUGGAUCAGCUGAAUAAUAUGCUGAAGCAAAUGGAGACGCAUGAAAAGAAUCCCGAAACUGAGCGUAUAAACGAAUUGCUGAAGGGCAACAUACAGCGCAGCAAAAUCAUUGUUGACGGCAUACAUGAAGCACAAAGUCAAAUAAUGAAAAUUUUCGACCACAAAUCGCACAUAUCGGACAUACUGCAGCGGUGCGCAUCGAAGCGUAAUUUUAAGAAGCGUGAAAAAUUUUAAACACUCAAAGCGGCAUUGGCAUUUGUAAAAAACAAAACAAAAAAUCGAAAAACAAAAAAAACUUAACGUUAUUUAAACAUAAUCAAUUUUAGCAAACUUAGUUUAUAAUGCAAUCUAGUAAACAUUAAUUAAGUAACUACACUCUACGAUUCUUGUAAAUGUACAUAACACAUAUAUAUAUGCUACAUAUAUACAAGUGCAUUAUUUAAUUAUUAUUUUUUUUAAUGAAAGUUUGCAAAGCAAGAGAAGAGAACUUAUUGUACAUAAAUAUGUAAUAUGUAAAGAUGAUAUUCUGUCUGUGUGUUUAAUUUUGCAACCAACUUUCGUAAAAAGGAUAAAAAGUAUGCUUUUUCUAAUCUUAUGCUUCAAACUGUAUGUGUGUGUACACUAAAAAACCGUUAUGUUCUGUUCUAACAAACUUAGAAUUUGCACAUAAACUCAUUUAAGUUACUAGGGUUUUAACAAACAAACAAACAAAAAUUGUAAAAUAGUUCAUAAGCUUAUCUCGCCUGUAAUUUAUAUUAUAUAAAAUCCUUUGGGGCCUAUUAAAGCAAUUCGGAAAUAAAAACUUGCAGCUAAUUGUAGAUAACAAAUAAAAAAAAAAUAAUAUUUAUAUAUAUAGAUGUCGUUUCAAAAACAAAGAAAAAUGGCCGCCAUAAAUUAAGUUGGAAAGUUUGUAGAGUUAAAUAAAUGUUACAAUUUUAAUUAAUUUAAA
Messenger RNA from Zeugodacus cucurbitae (melon fly), 5774 nucleotides. RefSeq names its product mucin-19 (gene Sap130). The transcript has 10 exons. Gene Ontology annotation, biological process: negative regulation of transcription by RNA polymerase II. NCBI's taxonomy places the organism in Eukaryota, Metazoa, Arthropoda, Insecta, Diptera, Tephritidae. Gene Ontology annotation, cellular component: Sin3-type complex. The coding region runs from base 194 to 5059 and encodes 1621 amino acids. The record is from RefSeq and is a predicted model, not a curated record.